Messenger RNA from Acanthoscelides obtectus, 387 nucleotides. The record is from the annotation of a GenBank genome assembly. NCBI's taxonomy places the organism in Eukaryota, Metazoa, Arthropoda, Insecta, Coleoptera, Chrysomelidae.
AAUGACACUACACCUAGCUGUCAAAUAUGUUUCUUGAAGGAUAAUGCAGCCUUUUUUCGUUCGAAAGGCUCUCUUUCACCUUGUAGUAAGUAGUUACUGAAUUAGGAGGCUACCCUAUUUCAUAUGCAGAACGACUCAGAUCGACAAAUGCCGCAUUCUUCCAAAAUGUUCAGGCAAAUAAAGCACUAUCGCAGUAAGAAGACCUCAAGUAAAGGACCUCCCAAGAAUUCGGCCCAUAGUACGUUUACUGUCAGCUUCUGGAACAGUCCAUUCUUUAUAAAAUGGUUUAGAACCCAUUUCUUACAAAGAAAACCACCGGGCAUGGUUUUGACAACAUGUAUUCUAAAUGUGGCCAGAAAAGGGAACAUAAGAGAAGCAGAAAAUUAA